ACCGUGUGUUUGUUUGGAACGCGCCACACAACCAAUCAGACGUCAAGAGCAAGUCCACUGUUGAUUCUGAUUGGACGUAUGUGGGCUUACGUCACAGAAAAAAAAGAUUCUAUUAGUCCCGUGGACUUUUUCUCUGGGUCAGACGAGUGAAGCAUGACUCGGGAUUAUUUUAGAGCCGACUCCGACUCUCGACUCCCGCCAGUGCAAUCGACUCCUUGACUCCACAUAAUUUUAACCAGAGACGGUUUAACAAAGAAAAUAAAGGGGUAGUUACCUUGUUCCUCUUUCCACGGGGCUGAAGGUGGCUUCGUAUUCGUCAGCUUUUUCGUGAUUUGUUGCAUUCUACUUUUCCAAUACUAACGGUGUUCCAUCCGCACGUCAUUAUAGUGUAGUAAACGUUUUACUGUGUUUUUAAUGUUAAUUAAGUACAGACUCAGUUUAAUAUGACUCCUUAACUCCUGAUGGUGAUUUAGGCUAUAAAAUAUCCUUAUUCUUUUAAUGCUGGUAAUGGCUUCUGAUAAGGUGAUUUAAGGUAGCACAGUUCGUCAUAACACAGGUCCAUGAGACGUGCUACCUCCUCAAAAUGUCCUGCCAGUGCAUAUGUAUCACUCUACAUAAAACUGUAGGUACAUUAUUUUAUUACCCUAAAUCACAAUGUAAGAAACUGCUACCAGCAAUAGAAUUACAGGUGGAAUAUUUUUAUAGUUUAAAUGACCUCAUUAGAAGAAUACUUAGGUGCAUUAGAAGAAUAAUUAGGAUUUUUUUUGAUAGCCUGUAUCUCUUUAUCAGGGGAUAAGUAAUAGGCUGAGUAUGCACUGAAUCAACAUUAAAAGCACAAUAAAACGUUUGAAACACUAAGUUACUACACUAUACCAAACAUGCGCAUGCUCAGUCGGACCGCUGGACGGCAGGACAAACUGCCAGAACACGUGGCGUCAUAAUGAAGCUCCAGCGCUGUUUAAGGUGUAACGGAAAUCGGAGGACGUCUGCAAGUAUGAGCCAAACUCGGCUUCAUCCUCUUUCCCACAACACCCGAAACGUACCGAUUCGGAUUGUUUGUAUGGUGAUGAACUAUGAGCUCAGGACUAUAGGAUUUCCCAUUUUCCCAGGACUAUAGGAUUUCAUUAUAGUAGCCCUGAUCGUGUAGAAAAGGGAGAGUAUCUGUGCAGGGCGCACCUGCAGGGCGCACGGUUUUUAGCAGGUGAGCGACGAUCUUUAAAGCGGGAAAUUAAGCAAACACUCAGACUCAAACACUUUCUUUGACCACACACUUCCCGUCAAAAUGCCCUUUGAGCCCGUUACAAUGAAAUAAAUAAAUAAAUAAAAUACAAAUACGGAGUCGACAGUAUCAAAGAGUCGACUCCAAGCAUUUCGACUCUCCGAGUUACUGUCCCAGAGUCGCUCCCAAUUCCCAGAAUGAUCGGAGUCGAAGAAUCGAUUCUUUCGGAAUCGACUCAUUACUAGAUCAGCCUCUAGAUCAGCUAACAUGAUUUGAAUCUAGUGCAGUGACUUAUCAGACAAGAUAACAGCUGACUUAUUUGUCCUUUGACCCGUUAUUUCACGGGUGAUGUGCGUGGCUCCGCCUACUUUUGAGGAUUUCCUGCGUCGUCAGCUUCAAAGUUCAACUUCACUGAACCACAACAAUGCUGAGCUGUGAGGGUUUGGAAAACGAUUGGAUGAUUUACGUUGUGACCGCUAGCGAACUUACUCAAGGGAGGGCGGGCAGUGAACAAGUAAAAAACGGCAACAGCAACGAUGUCCUGUGAGACACAUGUAAGACAUCGGGCUCUUUGCUCUUUGUCGUUUUGUGUCAUAUCCAGUAUGUUUAGAUGAAAGUUCAGCAGUGUUGGGAUCACUGCUUCGUCGUGGAGGGUGAACCGGAGCUCUGUGCUGAAUACUAUGACCGAAUCUGGGAAAAUGAAGAAGCCCGACGUGAAAGUUGUCAUUCUGGGUGACAUGAAUGUGGGAAAAACGUCUUUGCUCCACAGGUACACAGAGAGGAAGUUCAAGGACACUGUCAGCACGGUCGGAGGGGCGUUCUUUUUGAAACAGUGGGGACCUUACAACAUCUCCAUAUGGGACACUGCAGGUCGGGAGCAGUUCCAUGGCCUUGGCUCUAUGUAUUGUCGUGGAGCGGCCGCAGUCAUCCUCAUCUACGAUGUCACGAACUGGCAAAGCUUUGUAGAGCUGGAGAACCGUUUCCUUUCCUUAACUGACACUGCCAACUCUGACUGCAUCUUUAUCAUAGUAGGCAACAAAGCUGACCUGACUGACCUGCACACCUAUGUGACAGACCCACAGCCUGGACAGGAGGUUGAGUCUGAAGCUGAUGCUGCACCUCUGAGUUUGCCUCCUCCUGUCUCUCCCCUCCUACACAAACAGGUGAACAAAGAGGAUGCCAUGGCUCUGUAUGGACGUGUUCUACGUUACAAAGGCCUGGAGGAGAAAGCCUGUCUGCCUGCUGAGAGAAUGUGUUUUGAGACUAGUGCUAAAACCGGAUACAAUGUGGAUGUGUUGUUUGAGACUGUGUUUGACAUGGUGUUACCCUCCAUCCUGAAGAAGAGAAAUGAGGGGGAGAGCUCAACUGUGGACCUGGAAGCACCCAGAACAGAGAAGAAGAAUAAAACUGGCUGCUGUAACUAGGAGGGACACAGAAGGGACAAGAAACUUGAAUUCAUUUUACUGCCAAAUACAAAAAAGCAACAGAAGGUUGUUUAGACUCUAUGGAAUAUGAUGGUAAGCCCUUUGAAGAAUCAUUGAGAAAGGUGGGCCCUGCUUCUGUAAAUAUAUUACAGUAAAUUUAUUUUUAAUGGUAAUGCAGUAUUUUUCAAACUGAAAAUGUGUUGAGUUUCUCUUGCAGUAACUUUAGUAUUCACCAAGUAAGUGUGAAUACUUCAAAAUACUAGGUGAUUAUUUUGGGUAACAAAAUGAUGUCCAAAACACUCCACACAUCCAAAUUACACUGAAAUUCUCAACAGGUUCUAACUAUUAACUGUUAGGUGUGUGGUAUAAUCUCCAGAAUGCUGUGUAAUUAUGUUGGUGGCACUUAUUAUUGUUUAUUAUUAUUCAUAAUAAUAAUAAAAUAGGGGUAGGUUUCAAGGCAGUCCAACAAAAUUACACUCAAAUCUCUAUAAUAUUCUAGCUAUUGAGCUGAUAUAGGACAGUAAAACAUCCCAUAUCUGGAUUUUUUUUUGCAGUAACAAAUUAUUAAGCACAAAAGAACUUUAACAGAAUUUUACUGUUAACAGAAUUAACAGUUGUGUUUUAAGCAGGAAAGUAAAUUAUAAAAAACAAUGAAACCAAAGUAAAAGCCAUUGUACAGCCUAAAUUAAGUUUUGGUUCUAGAUAAGUGCCUUAGUACAGACGUUUUACCUCGCAUAGCUACCUGGUAUUUUUCCCACUUAACUGUAUGACAUAACUGUAAAAUUUUUAUUCUUUGUCCUUGAUACAUUAUUACACCAUAUAAUCACCCAUUUAUUAGUUAUUUUACUAUCUGCUGCUUAAUAUCUAGAACCUGUUCAGUGGUUACUAUAAUUUUAUCCAAAACAAUACCACAGCACUUUUGAGACUGUAUUACCUAGUUCAACCUGUUAGAAAUUUCAGUGUAAUUUGGUUCACCUGGAUUGGAACUUAAAAUAAUUACACUGUACUUUGGAGUUUGUAACAGACACUUGCCUGGUUAAUACCUAGAACUUAGUGGAUUGCAAACGAAAGCACUACUGAAGAGUUGCUUGGGUUCAUUAUAGUAUUUUGGGAUAUAAAAUGAAGGAAACAGGGCUCAUUUGGUUGUUAAGCAACAAUUUGAAUAAUCUUCCCCCCCUUCUGUGAUCACACUAGUCUUAUUUUAUCUUAUAAUUGUUCUGUGUGAUGAUAGAAAUACAACUUAUUCUUCAUUAAUGUGUUCAGAUGUUUCCAUGAACGACUUGAAGAUAUGAAGAGUGAUUUUCUUUUAUAGUACAUUUCCUAAUCACUGAUAGUAUUGUCAUGUAAAUGCUCUUAUAAGAUCAUGUAAAUGAUCUUAAUGCUAAUAAUACUUUAUACUUAUUUCGUAUAUUUGGAAUACCUAAUCCUUUAUCAUAUUUUGGGAAAGUAAUGCCUCUAUUUUUGCAUUAUGAGUUUUUGUUAGUGCAUAAAAAGAUUCUGGGAGUUUAUGUGAAAUGUCUUUGCUGUGUCUUGCAUAACUCAAACUGUCACAAACCAUUGAUGAUUAUCUCUCAAGAGCUCAAGCAAACAAAUGACAAGUACCCGAAAAAGUUACAAACGGAAGCAUUUAUUUGGCUGUUACUCAAUAAUGGUCACAUUCACAAUCUUUCAGAACAUUUUAAAAAAUUAUUUUCCACAUAAUUACAUUAUUCAAACAAGCACUUGGGUAAUUGAACUGUAUUAUUGAAAUACAUGGCAAAAGGGGAUUUUCAUUGUGAUAGUACCUUGUUCAACUUCAUGGUAUAUGUUCAUGGUUUUUCAGAACAAGGAUAUAAAAGGCACAUAAAACCUGGUAAGGCACGUGGUGAGCACAGCCAAGCAAAGUACAAUGUGUUCAAACACACCGUUUGAUUUGGUCUAUUAAUCAUUUAAGGGCUGCUCUUUAGAAAUGGCUUUGAUUUCUGGAAGAAAUACCUGCAGUAAACAAACCAAUAAUGUGUGCCUUUGGCUAU
Molecule: messenger RNA, 4655 nt
Organism: Pygocentrus nattereri (red-bellied piranha)
Lineage: Eukaryota; Metazoa; Chordata; Actinopteri; Characiformes; Serrasalmidae
Gene: rab20
Product: RAB20, member RAS oncogene family
Exons: 2
Coding region: 1900-2643 (247 amino acids)
Biological process (GO): intracellular protein transport
Cellular component (GO): endomembrane system
Molecular function (GO): GTPase activity; GTP binding
Source: RefSeq, a predicted model, not a curated record